AUGAAGUUGAAUCUGCAUAAUCUCAACCAUUGCGAUUGGUUAACGUCUGUUCAUUCAGCCAUCCAAAGUCAACAUCAGAACCAAGUUGGAGCAUCACCUAAGGACAACAAGAAAAAUUAUUUAAAAUUCAAAAUGUCUACAAAAAGAUUGCAAUUUUGUGAAAUAUGUUGGAAUACCUUGUGUCCGGUGUACGAAUACACAUCAAAACUACUACAAGACGAUGAAGCUUUACACUAA
This is a messenger RNA of Clunio marinus, 237 nucleotides long. The record is from the annotation of a GenBank genome assembly. Lineage: Eukaryota; Metazoa; Arthropoda; Insecta; Diptera; Chironomidae.